Messenger RNA from Stylophora pistillata, 5215 nucleotides. Its product is annotated as integrin alpha-7. Gene Ontology annotation, biological process: integrin-mediated signaling pathway; cell adhesion mediated by integrin; cell-cell adhesion. Gene Ontology annotation, molecular function: integrin binding. Gene Ontology annotation, cellular component: integrin complex; external side of plasma membrane. The record is from RefSeq and is a predicted model, not a curated record. Lineage: Eukaryota; Metazoa; Cnidaria; Anthozoa; Scleractinia; Pocilloporidae.
UGCAGCAAGUUGAUGAUCAGGGGAAUGUUGAAAAUGUACCGCUAAUAGGAGCUCCUGGAGUGUACAAUUAUCAAGGAGAAUUUAUUUAUUAUAGUAGAGAACAAAUGGAAGUCUACAAAGGCAACAGUCCACAUGGAUAUCAAGGUUAUGCUCUUGCCCAGGGAAGCUUUUUUAAAGCAGGCAAAAAUGAUGUUGCCUCUGGUGCCCCUAGAUUUGACCACCAUGGCAUGGUGGCAGUUUUUAGGGACUUAGGUUCAGGAAAGUUCCAGAAAGAUCCGAAAGUGCUCCUGCCCCCUGUUGAAGAUGGUUCAGACAACAGACGUCAACCUGGAACAGGAUUUGGAAUUGCUUUGUGUGCUGAGGACCUUAACAAUGAUGGGCUUUCAGAACUUUUAGUUGGUGCACCAUUCUACUCUGACGAUUUAUACCCCGAGCAAGGAAGAGUUUAUGUGUAUGAAUAUAAAGGAAGUGAAAAUAAAGGAAGUGAAAAUAAAGGAAGUGAAAAUUUGGUUCUAUCUCACAAACUGCCCAUCGGUGGAAGGAAGGAUCGGUGGAGAGGGAAUUUUGGACGCGCACUUGCUUCUGUGGGUGAUAUUGAUCUUGAUGGAUAUCAAGAUGUUGCUGUAGGGGCACCAUACGAGGAUAGUGGCGAUGGUACAGUGUACAUCUACAGAGGCUCAGAAAAAGGUCUUGUUGAAACACCAAUGCAGGUUAUCAAAGGUUCUUCUGUGUCACCGGGUAUUCAAUCAUUUGGAUAUUCCAUUGCUGGAAUACUUGACUUGGAUACUAAUGGUUAUCCAGAUGUUGUCAUUGGAGCUUAUCAAUCAGAUACUGCAGUUCUCCUCAGGUCAAAACCAGUCAUUUCAAUCUUGUCAAAAAUCACAAUCUACCCAGACACAUUUGAUAUCAAGGGCAGAAAUACCUGCAAUCAAACUGAACGUGAAGGAAAUAAACAAUUUGCCACAUCUUGCUUUGACAUUAAAGUUUGUACAAAAUAUACUGAAAGAUCUAGGAAAGUGAAAGAAAAAAUAGAUGUGCUGUUAAUUAUGAAGUCUGACACAGAUCCUGAGUGGGAAGCAGACUCAAGAGUUUUGUUCCAAAAGGAUCAGAAAAAUGCGAUUAAUCGGACAGAGUUAAUAGGUGGCAAUGAUACUUGCUUUUACUGGUUUGCUUAUAUAAGGGAAGGGGUGACUGAUGCAGAUGUUUACCCUGACAUCCAGUUUACACUGACUUAUCAGAUUGUGAAAGAACCAACACCAACUGUCAGUAGCCCUACAGAUGUACCAUCUCUUGUCCCAUUUGCAGUUUUUGAUCCCUUGAAGCCACAGCAAGCAACAGCAGUUCUUUCAUUCAAGAGAGACUGCAAGAAGUGUGUUCCAGAUUUGAAAAUUGAUGUCAGUAACAGUAAAAAAACUCUUGCUGUUGGUGCGAAAAACUACAAGUUGACUGUCACAGUAAAGAAUGAUGGAGACGAUGCCUAUAAUGCAAAGUUUUUUGUGACAAUCCCCAGAGGAAUGCAAAUAGGAAAAAUCUUCUCUGUUGAUAAAGAAAUAUUUAAAGGAAAAGCUGUUGAGGUAACAACACUGGCCUCCAAUGACACAUUUGUGACUGUUAAGCUAAAUACUCCCUUCAAAAAGAAAGAGCAACCAAUUCAAAUUGUUUUAGACACCUCACGAUACAGUGACACUCCAGAUUUCCUACCAAUACACCUUAACACAAACAGUACAAAUGAAGAGGACAGUGACACACUAGCUGACAACAAUGGCUUUUUGAAUAUCUCUAUCAAGUCUCAAGCAGACUUGGAAAUUAAUGGUACAACGGUUGAAGAACAAGUUGCUUAUGGAGGCAAGGUUGUCGGCGAAAGUGCUAUGGUUCGUGCAGAAGACAUUGGGAAUGAAGUUAUACACAAGUACUUUGUCAAAAACCGUGGUCCAGACCCAGUUCCCUUGACAGAAGUAAUAAUAGAGUGGCCUUUUGAAGCAACUAGUGGAAAGCAUUUACUUUACUUGGUGAAUGUCAAGGUUGAUGGAAAUAGGGCUUCUUGUAAGAAAAUCCCAGGGCAACUGAAUAUGCUUGGUUUAGAGACAUCAGCUGGUGGCAGCUCAGGACAGCAACAGAAUGACACUUCAGUUGAUGCAAUGGUAGAAAGAAGAAGAAGGCGUGAUGUGGAAGACACAGAAUCCAGCUCUAAAGUUAAACGAGAAACUGAACCUACUAAGCCUGAGAAGCUUCAGUCUGAUCUGGACUGCAAGUUAGGAUUUGCAAAGUGUACGAAUAUACAUUGCACCAUUGAACGUUUAAAAGCUGAUGAAGAUGUGACAUUUACAGUUAUCUCACGUCUCUGGAAUGGUACCAUGAUAGAAGAUUAUCAAGGUGAACUGUUAAGAGUAAUAUCCCAUGCAAGUGUAAGAUCAACUAAUACUUAUGUGCAAGAAACUAACAAGGAAAACAACAAAGCACAGGUUGGUACUCAACUAAAUCCAGAUGUCAAUGUUGCAGUACCUUCAAAGGGUCUCCCCAAAUGGGUUAUACCAGUCUGUGUAGUUAGUGCUGUUCUUCUCUUGGUGCUAAUUGUCUUUUGUCUGUACAAGCUUGGUUUUUUCAAGCGGCAAAAGUUUGACAAGAAUAUUACUGACCCAGAAGAAGUUGACAGAAUGUUGGAUAAUGGCAAGGGAUAUUAUGCUUAAAUUAAAACACAACAGACAGUUAUCUCCUCAAAGUAGACUAGAUUUGCAAUCAGUAUGGACAGAGCUACAGAUGUGCAUGGAUACAACUUGUACUUAUUAGGGUACGAGUUGAGCUAGCCUCCAAAGCUGUGGCAUUCAGCGGCAAAAAGCUGUAUCACUCACAUGGCUGAUGGGAGAGAAUGAAUUCUAAGAGGACCUGCACAUGUGACUCUCUCUGUGUGCAUCUAUGCAUGACUCACCAAAAUCAAGUUUUCACUGAGCCUGAUUUAUAGACGUAGAUGAUCAUGUAAUUUAUUUUUAUCUUGUUUGAUGGCAGUUGUCUAUAAAUCCAUAUUUAAGGUUGGCAGGUAACAAAUUCUUGCCAUUUCCUGUGCAAACAUGAACCAACUUUGCUGUAAGCUUAAAAGCACACCUCAGCUUGGAUAAUACUCCAAAGAAACAUUAGCUUUUAAACCUUUGAUGCAUAAGGGUGGUUUAUGCAUAUGCAAGUAUUGUGAUAUCUUAGAGCAGAGUUUUUGUUAGGAAAUGUAGUGGUAGCAAGACUAUUCUUUACAUCUCAGUAGAAGACCAAAGAAACUUAGCCAGAAAUUACCCUGAUCCCUGAUGGGUUGUGAAACACUGUGUAGUGAAAGCUACAGGAAGACACAGAAAUUGCGAGAAGGAACAGAACAGACAAAUGACUAAACAUCAGUUGUGGUGUUAUUAAUAUUACAACUGUUGGAUCAACCUCAAACACUUGUGAGAUUUGUGACUCCAGUAUACAUAUGAUCAGAUGUUGGUGGAGAAGUAAUUAAUAAGAUGUAAAUUUUAACCUCAAAUCACAUACUGUUUUAUGCAAAAUUACUAUUUUUUCCAGCUACAAUUAUUUAGACAUUUGGCUUGUCUUUAUCUUGUAAGGUAACUUUUCUUUGAUACAUUUUUUUAAUGGGUGGGAACAAACUUUUUUACAUAUUGCCUUUUGCAAGCAAGGUAGUAAAAUAAGGCAAAUCACAUAGUAAUGCAGUGUUGUUUCAAUCAUUCUGUUUUAAAGGCAAUGCACUUUUCAAAAGAAAAUUAUAAACUGCAAGGAAGGUUAUGCAUGUUGAUAUAAAUCAAGUCUUAUCUCCAGAAAUAUUUACUCAGGCUCGCAUAGCAUAAUGUUACUUCUUAGUUAGGGUUUGGGUUGCUGAAAGAACAAAUGAUGCCAAAGAUGGCACCUUCUAUGGGGUUGGUUUUUGUCAACAACAUUAACUUUAUCUUCUUUAGAAACUGGGGGCUGCAGUCCACCCUCCUAAACCCCACCCCAAAGUUUAGGUUGUCCAUAACCCAAGAAACAAGGUGAUGAAAUAAAUAGUCAACUGGGAAAUUGUAAAAUGUGCGAAAAUGAAGAGAACGUAAUGCUUUUAUUAACAGGGUUGUAACUAGAGCAGUGGGUGAACAAAAUCAUUUUAAAUAGAACAGGUGAAUAUAUAGUCAGUAAAAUUUAUGAAAGUGUACAAAGAUAAAAGAUUGUGAGCAAUGUGAUCACUUGCCAUACUUAAAUGCUUUUAUGUCAUUUCUUAAUGAAUGCUAAAGUAUUACUGUAUUUUUAUUUUUGACAUUUUUUCCAAGGUUGUUUUUCAUAGCUGUUAUUCGGGGUAGCUAGUUAAGGGUACAUUUUGUUUGGCUUGGCAUAAAUGUUUGUUUACUUAUCAUCAUAAGGUGUCUAAAGGAGCAUGUUUAUACAAAAGCUCAUUUUCAUUUUCUUACGCCCUCUGGGUGUCAGAUUAGACGGAUGCAAUUUCACUGUAUUAAUGCCAGAUUAGCUAUAUAUAUAUUUUAUUUUAGAUGUAUUUUUCACAAGAUAACUAAACCACACAUUGUUUGUAACUGUUAACAGGGUAUAUAUAUAUAUAUAUAUAUAUAUACUGGUAUCUUACCUUGGAGAUGUCUUCUUAAAAUUUUGAUAACAUUUGUUUUACAGUUUCUCAGUUGGAAUGAUGAAUGAAAGUAAGGGCUGUACAUGAAGGGGCCAUAUUUAAUACCAAACUUUUGUCUUAAGUUAACAUUUAAGUCAACAAUGUAUUUUUUUAACCCUGUAACCAUGAUGAUGAUGAUGAUGAUGAUGAUGAUGAUGAACCCCUAAGAUCUGAUAAAAUCACAGUAAAUCUCCCUUCUUUUCUCUAUACAUGUCUGUGAAAUAGCUACAAGAAUUUAUUGUUACAUCAAGAUAACAUUCUCUGGAAAAUGAAAUAGCAAUCUCUGAUCAUGUGUUUGGUAGAAUAGGUAAUGAAAUUGUGAUUACAAGUUACUUGUUUUUCUCUUUCUGGGGUUAGAGGUCUAAGACAAAAACAAAAAUUAAAGAUUUAGAUUUGCUCUAUAAGAAUGCACCUAAUGCCGCAUUUUCACAUCAGUGGUUACUUAGAUAAGACUUAAAUGCUUUUGGGUGAAAACUCUGGCAAAUAACAUUGUUUAAAUGGUUGCAUUUACAAAAUUUGAAAAUAUUAAACACACAUUUCUAAAAAACAAAAAAAAAAGGUUAAUAAAGUGUCAUGUGUUUGAAAACCUUA